AUGUCUCACCCAGAUGACCUUCUUUCCAACCUCGAGCGCCAACGCCUCCAGCUAGAGCAGCAAAUUUCCGAGCUCCAACGAUCUGUCUAUAACUGGCGCCUGUGGGAUGCUGAAUAUGACGGGUUGCGGGAAGAGCUCGACGCCCUAGGUGAUAGCAGCACCAAAGAUGAUAUUCUCCGCACGACAAACGAAUUCGGCGGCUCUCUGGUUACUGAAGAUGAAAUCAGAAAUCUCCUUGGAGAGCCACAGGGCAUCACCCGGUCUCGGAAGCAGGUUAUGGAAAUACUGGGGCGCAGGGUGGACUAUGUGCGAGACAAUAUCAAGACGUUAGAGAAGCGGAUCAGGGUCGCUGAGGACAAAUUACUCAAAGUACUGGUGGUUGAGCAGCCGGGUGGGGAUGUUAAUGAGGAAGGGCUGCCGAUGACUGACAUUGUUGAGCAACUGGACGAGGAGGGAAGGGUUAUCUCGGGUUCUACUACGACUCCUGGGAGGUCAGCAGAGGAGAUCUUGGAGGUCCUUAAGAAAGCAGGGGUCAAAGAUAUUGCGGAAGGUGAUCGCGAAGAGCCACCAUCAGCGGAAACAAAGGAACGACCGGAUUCGCUUGCGGUGGACAAUGUGUUAUCGAAGGCAGAUGUCGAUGAACUAUCCACGUCAAAACCUGCUGAUGGUUAUACCUCAGCCGAUUCAGGGUCGAAUACUGCCAAGCUUGGAUCGAAUCCAAGCGUUCAAUUCUUCCCAGGCACCAGAGACAAGAAAGAGGAUAUUCAAACGACAGACAUAGACGAGUCACCUGAAGAUGCGGCACUUCGCAGAGAGAUCCUCCAAUACGGCCUUGAGGAGGUUGGGGCUGUGGUCGCAGAACUAGAAAUAGAUGAAUCGGCGAGCGAGUUUUCAAUAUCCGACGAAGAGUACGAUGACUAUUUGGUGAGUGAUGAGGAUGAGGAGGAAGAUGAAUAUGGACGGGCUACAAGGCGAGUCAUCUCCGAUGAUUAUCAUAAGCAGAUGCGAGAACUCGAAAAGAAACUAGGCGCAAAAAGUUUGCACAACAUUGGCCCUGAUGUGAGCGGUUUGCCUCCUGAGAUCCGACAGGGUUUAGAGGAACAAGAGUCAAAACAUGGGAAAGGCGAGACAGAGCAGGGAAAGCCAACGAAGAAGAAGCAGAAGAAAGUUGCAUUUGCGGACGAGUUGGAUAUCGCACCAGAGACACCCAUCGCCGCUACAGCACCUAACCCUGUGAAAGUAAAGGCGCAUGAGCCUCCCGCUAUCCGCGACGUAAUAAUGGAGCAUACUAGCACGACAAAGGACACCGCUGUGGCAGAGUCCAAGCCAAAGAAAAAGAUCUCCCGUUUCAGGAGUGCGCGAACAGGGGAGGAGAGCGCUGCUUCAGAGCCCAUCUUUGCAUCUAUGAGCGCAAACCCGCCCACCCUGGACGGCCCUAUCGGUUACGCUGGGAUCGCUGCAUCCCAGUCACCAUCUCACUGA
Messenger RNA from Uncinocarpus reesii 1704, 1482 nucleotides. RefSeq lists its product as uncharacterized. Lineage: Eukaryota; Fungi; Ascomycota; Eurotiomycetes; Onygenales; Onygenaceae. Gene Ontology annotation, biological process: negative regulation of phosphatase activity; negative regulation of transcription by RNA polymerase II. The transcript has a single exon. The record is from RefSeq and is a predicted model, not a curated record. Gene Ontology annotation, molecular function: transcription corepressor activity; chromatin binding; phosphatase inhibitor activity. Bases 1 to 1482 code for a protein of 493 amino acids.